Molecule: messenger RNA, 492 nt
Organism: Hyaloscypha bicolor E
Lineage: Eukaryota; Fungi; Ascomycota; Leotiomycetes; Helotiales; Hyaloscyphaceae
Exons: 1
Source: RefSeq, a predicted model, not a curated record
CGAAACAGUGCUCCGACAGAGCUCCAAAUGGUAGCAUUCAGAUCGGGUAUGGGUCUGUGUUUCCAAUAUGCAGGGACUCUAGGUACAUCCUCUGGCCAGUCUCCUAAACAGAUCCGACGUUUUAAGCUCUCCUUUUCCCUUGAUUUCGUACUUUCUCCUAAAUCCGUUUCGUCUUCUAACUCGAUUUCAAGGAUUUCGUCUGUAUCUUGGUCUGCUCUUUUCCUCUCCAGUUUCGACUUUUCAUCACAUGCUGCUUUGAAUCGUACCUGCGUCAAUAUCCGUAUGGCAGUAUCGCUUCCUUUGCCGCGCUCAAGAAAGGCAUACGUUGAUACGGCAUUCUGGAAUAUUUUCGGCAAAAGGCAAAUCUGUUGUGCUUUCUCGGUGUUGUCUUUCUGGUUAAUACAAAUGGCAUCUACCCAGAGCUUGAUCGGCUUUUCUCUGUGUCGUCAACGUUGCAAGUCAUUGUUCAAAGAGCAAGUGAUCUGAAGCGUG